Molecule: messenger RNA, 798 nt
Organism: Vicia villosa (hairy vetch)
Lineage: Eukaryota; Viridiplantae; Streptophyta; Magnoliopsida; Fabales; Fabaceae
Product: kunitz-type trypsin inhibitor-like 2 protein
Exons: 1
Coding region: 35-697 (220 amino acids)
Molecular function (GO): endopeptidase inhibitor activity
Source: RefSeq, a predicted model, not a curated record
CACAAAACACAACCAAAACAAUCAUCACUCAAUCAUGAAGCUUGUUUACUCUCUCACCCUUUCCUUCCUCCUGUUUGUUUUCAUCACCAAUCUUUCUCUAGCUUUCCCAAAUGGUAAUGAGCAAGUACUUGACAUAAUGGGUGCACCCGUUAUCGCAGGAAAGAAAUACUACAUUACCUCUGCUUCCAUUGGUGGUGGCGGCCCUGGUCGUGGAUUAGAACUAGGAAAAACCGGUAACUCCGACUGUGAAGUUACUAUCCUACAAAGUAACAACCCAUUUGCCUUUGCAACAUCAGUGAAAUUUACCAAUUUAGAACACAGUUCUGAAAAAAUCUUCACCAGUACGCCACUUGUGAUUGAAGUUAGUGAGAAGCCUGAUUGUGCUGAUUCAUCAAAAUGGAUAGUAUUUGUUGAUAACAUUAUUCAUAAAUCUUGUGUUGGAAUUGGUGGUUAUGGAAACUAUAAUGAUUUCCCAAUAGUUUCUGGCACAUUCGGUAUCUUAAAACAUGAAAAUGGUUAUCAGUUUGGAUUUUGCCGUGAUGGAUUUGGUGCUUGUUAUGAUAUUGGGACGUAUCAACAUUUUGGUGAAGGUGGAAAACGUUUGUAUUUGGCUGAACGGGAGUUAAGAGACCCUUUUCCAUUUAUUUUUAUUCCUGCUUCCUUUGAAACUGGAAUAAUUAAGUCUCUUGUUGCAUGAGUUCAAUUUAUCUAACUAGCAAUAGCUAGCUAGACUUGCUCUAUGUAAGCUUAAGAUAAUAAAAUAAAUGGAAUCAAUACAAUGUAUUAAUUCCUUCCUUA